Glycine soja is the source of this 957-nucleotide messenger RNA. RefSeq names its product heavy metal-associated isoprenylated plant protein 28-like. The transcript is spliced from 2 exons. The coding region runs from base 138 to 545 and encodes 135 amino acids. NCBI's taxonomy places the organism in Eukaryota, Viridiplantae, Streptophyta, Magnoliopsida, Fabales, Fabaceae. The record is from RefSeq and is a predicted model, not a curated record. Gene Ontology annotation, molecular function: metal ion binding.
GAUUAUUUUGAGCUUAACCGGCCAUGAUCCAUAUCCUGAACAAAGACUUUAUAUAAGGCUUGGGCACACAUCCAUAACAAGAAGCAAAAAACCAUAUUGAUUUGAAAUUGGAUGGUGUGAGUUGAAGCAAAGUCAGGAUGGCCAACAUGCAAAUUGUCCCAGCUUACAAGACUAUUGUGGAGGCACAGUAUGUUGAAAUGAUGGUUCCAUUGUACUCUUAUGGAUGCGAGAAGAAAAUAAAGAAAACCUUAUCCAACCUUAAAGGCAUAUACUCGGUAAAUGUCGAUUAUUAUCAACAAAAGGUGACAGUGUGGGGAAUUUGCAACAAAUAUGAUGUGCUAGAAACCGUGAGAAGCAAGAGAAAAGAGGCUCAGUUUUGGAACCAAGAAGACAAUGUUGUAUUAGAGAAAUCACAAUCACCCUCAUCUUCACCACCACCACCCUUUCCUCACAAGGAUUUUAAACCCUCUUUAGCUUUAACCAAGGUUCGAUCUCUGAGUUUGAAAGCAUGGAAGAAGGUCUUCACUAGAUCAUAUUCUUUCUAGCUAUAUAAAGCUCAAAUGAUCAGUGCAAGAGAGGAAUAUAUAAUUAAGAAAUGGCUCCAAAAAAAAAAAGUGUAAAUUUUGAAAUGGAAAUGUUCCAAUAUGAUCUCAUUUGUAUUGUAGAUAUUAUUGUCCUAGCAUUUGGAUGGACUCUCUAUGUCCUUGCCCUGUUUCUUUUUACAUGUACUGAGAUUUUGCUUUCUUUUAUUGAAUCUGAUAUCACAACGUCAUAUCUUGGCAUCUACAAAUUACAGCUAGCUAGUCUAUGCCAAAAUAACCCUCACUCAUUAUGCUACAUUUGGAUUCUUCCUGUUUGAGGCAAGCUAGGUUCUCUUGAAGGUACAUUUUGUUAAACUACUUUAGCUAAUAGCCUUAUACUACCAUUGUCCUAUGUUGUAGUGGGCCAAUUUAUAGA